GUCAUAUUAAUCAUCUAAAACAAUAUACAGGUGUAGAGCAUAAAUAGAGAAAAAAAUAAAUGUAUUCUUAACAUUACUGUUUAUAUUAACGUGAGGAUUCAGCUCUUUGUGUAAAACACAACAGAUAGCCGAGGCUGAUGUGAAUGUCAUUAGUUUCGUAGAUUUAUUCAUUUAUUCAGUCACCUGAAAGUUGCUAUUUAGUAACAAACAUGAAGGAAGAAGAAGUGUUCCUGCAGAGCUGCUGCAGCGUGUUUGGGUCUGCUGUGUCUUCUCCUUCUGAUUGGACUCUAUACACCAAAGGAAACUCUGAACGAGACCAGUUGCAGACCAGCUACAACAACCUGACUGAAGAACGAGACCAGUUGCAGACCAGCUACAACGACCUGAAAAUAGAGCUCCAACGAUUUGAAGACAUAGCCAAAGAGAAAACUGGUCUUUGGGGAAUGUUUAAAGAUGCAGACAAGAUCCAGACUCUGGAGCCAAAAAGAACUGGACUUGCACUCUCAGAUGUGAAGAAGAGUUCCUGCAGAGCUGCUGCAGUGUGUUUGGGUCUGCUGUGUCUUCUCCUUCUGACUGGACUCAUAACUCUGGUUUUCCUAUACACCAAAGGCAACUCUGAACGAGACCAGUUACAGACCAGCUACAACAACCUGACUGAAGAACGAAACCAGUUACAGACCAGCUACAUCAACCUGAAUAAAGAACAGGACCAGCUCCAAAAGAGAUUUGAUGACAUGGCCAAAGAGAGAAAUUAUCUGCAGAGAAAACUCCAAGAAUUGGGAUGGGUGUAUUUCAGCGGUAGCUUCUAUUACAUUUCUUCUCUGGCGAAGUCCUGGCAACAAAGUAGAGAUGACUGUCAGCAGAGAGGUGCAGACCUGGUGAUUAUCAACAGCAAAGAAGAACAGGACUUCAUAAGAAGUUUCCGGAAGCGCAUGUGGAUUGGACUGACUGACAGAGAGAGAGAGGGCACGUGGAAAUGGGGGGAUGGGACUCCACUGACCACAAGUUUCUGGGUUUCUGGUGAACCAAAUGGUCAACCAUACAGGGAAGAGGACUGUGCAGAAAUCCUGAGCUCUAAUUCACUAAACAGCUGGAAUGAUGUAUCAUGUGACGAUCAAAGAUCCUGGAUCUGUGAAAAAACACCAUUUUAAUUUAGUUGUACCUAUAAUAUGGUUUAUGUUUUCUUCUGUUUACUUGAUAUUUAUGUGUCCUGUUUGUGGCAGAAGUGACUUAUUUCACUGGAAAGUGGAUAUUUAGAAAGUAUUCAAAUUAUACAAAUAACUAUUAGGAACCAUACUAAAUGUCGGUUUACUCAGAUCAUGAGUUGCCUUUCAUAAACCAGGUAACAUAACACUUUGAAACACUGUUGAGUAGCAACAUCAAAGACCCUGAAAUCAAACUAGCAAUUGAUGUGUUAUAUAAAGCUGGCAGAUGCUCCACAGGUGAUGGUGUGGUUACACAAAUUUCAUCAAACACGUCCUUUGAACUAAUAAUACCUCACAUAGAUCCAAAAUACUUUCAGUGUCUUUGUCUUUAAGUUUGUGUUUAUGUCAUCAUAUCAGCUGACAGUUUUGCAAAGGCAAAUGCAUCGUUUUGGAGACCAAGCUGGCUGAGAGAGCCUGUAGCAGAAAAGAAUGCAGCUACUGGCCCCAAGACCAAACAAAUUCCAAUCUUAUCUUGACCUCCCCACACCUGCAGGGCCUUGGCCAAGGCUUCUGCUGGAAUAACAACUCCCCCGGAAGAUCACUACAGCGAGAUGCUCUUAUGCCCCACCCCCACGCCCCCGCCUUCACCGCUUUGCUCCCCCCAGCCUGACAAGGCGGGUCUGUGACCAGCGCCGAAAUGGCUGCAGGACCGGAUGGCUGCAUGACUGUGCUGGGAUUACUCAAACCCCCCAUCCCCUAUCCCCUGGUUGCUAGUGAUGUGUCUCAUGUUGUAGAGUGUACUAUAUAUGUGCUAUAAUUGCUGAGGUGUUUUUGUCCUGCUCCCAGAGUGACUCCUGUCAAAGAGCACAGGUUCUUUUUUUCUCCUCCCCUAUCCCCAUGUUGUAAUGACAUGUUGUAUCUCUUUUCCUUUUUCCUUGUGUAUUUGCAUUUCGUUGCCUUGUAUUUAUACAUGUGUAAUGACAAUAAAUUGAAUCUCAUCUCAUCUCAUCUCAUCAUCAUUGAAUUAUAUGUGCCAACAUGUCCCUGAUUGUUGUACAGUCAGGAUGCAGGUUCAAGGCUGUUCCACAGAUAUCAGCAGCAGCACGUUCAGCACUCUGGACAGAGACAGCAGCUACCUGCUCUGUUGGUGUCAGUUCAGCACCUCAGACAGGAAGCUCCACCUGUACUCACCUGGGAGACAGAGACACAGCUGCAGCCAAUCACAAAGCAUCCUGAUAGACCACAGAAGGAGCUCAAUGAUUUAUAAUACAACACCAAAAAACUGUGUAAGAGCCACUUAAGCCAUGUAGUUUUAUUUUAAGGCCGUCAUGCAACGGUCAGUGCACAUUUGCACAGGGAAAU
Messenger RNA from Larimichthys crocea (large yellow croaker), 2507 nucleotides. RefSeq names its product CD209 antigen-like protein E. The record is from RefSeq and is a predicted model, not a curated record. The coding region runs from base 210 to 1151 and encodes 313 amino acids. The transcript has 8 exons. Lineage: Eukaryota; Metazoa; Chordata; Actinopteri; Sciaenidae.